Xyrauchen texanus (razorback sucker) is the source of this 3537-nucleotide messenger RNA. RefSeq names its product bone morphogenetic protein/retinoic acid inducible neural-specific 3a, tandem duplicate 1 (gene brinp3a.1). NCBI's taxonomy places the organism in Eukaryota, Metazoa, Chordata, Actinopteri, Cypriniformes, Catostomidae. Gene Ontology annotation, biological process: positive regulation of neuron differentiation; negative regulation of mitotic cell cycle. The record is from RefSeq and is a predicted model, not a curated record. Bases 535 to 2814 code for a protein of 759 amino acids. The transcript is spliced from 8 exons.
GGGUUGAGCACCAGACGUACACUCUGUUUCACAGAGAGGAGUCUACAUUUAUGUUGUGUUUCUUGGACACCAGAUUAAGUGAUAUUCCGACAGAGGGGGAAAACAGAUUUAAAUCGCGCCGUUAAAUGGUUAUGGGAUUACUUCACCGUAACUUCCAAUUCAUAAGAGACAUACCUGCCUGGGGAGAGAGAAGUGUGAAGAUAGAAGAUCGUGUUAGCUGAUUUUCUUCUAUACACCGGGAUUAUACGGCACGAGGUUAUUUGGACAUAUCCUCGAUAGUGGAGACAGAGAGUUGGAUGCUGUGCUUCCAUAUGCUGUUCUCGCUUCUGCAAUGAUGUUUGAAACGAGUUGAACUGAACCAAACCAAACCCUCAAAGGUCACCCUCACACAUAUCAACCUAUGGUUCGGGUUUGCAAUCAUUUGUCUUUAAUUGUAAAACAGCCAACUUUGUUGACCGACGUGGUUCAAACAUCGGACACCUGGACAAGAAGGCAAGAGAAGUUUGGAGAGAAUGUCGAGUCGCAGGGUGAAGCAUGAGCUGCCAGUGUACUGAUUUAAGACUGGCGUAUCUGAUGAGUCUAUGGGUGUGUGUUGUACUUAGUCUUCACUGCUGGAUUGUAGCCCCUGUGGCAGCCUCUCACGAUGCUGCUGGUCCAUUUGGGUGGCUCCUUUCAGAUAAAGGGCCUUUUCAUCACUCACAGGAAUUCGCUGAAUUCGUGGAGCGCUAUCAACAAGGCUUCACAACCAAAUACAAGAUUUACAGAGAGUUUGGGCGCUGGAAGGUGAACAGUCUGGCUCUGGAGAGAGAGGACAAUGGUGUGGCUCUACCCCUCGAUCCAGAGUUCAUGCAGACCAUCAGACAGCUGGGCCGGCGACCCACCCUCAGUGCCAUUACCGAGAACAUCAUCAGGAAAUAUGGCACACACUUUCUGCUUACAGCUACACUUGGAGGUGAAGAGGCUUUGACUAUAUUUGUGGACAAGAGGAGGCUAAGCCGGACGGCAGACCUGACUGACUCAAAUGGCACGGCUGUGACUCUGGAGGCCCUCCACCAGCUGGCUGCCUCCUACUUCAUAGACAGAGAGAGCACUCUGCGAAAACUGCACCACCUCCAGAUCGCUUCCACUGCCAUCAAGGUGACCGAAACAAGGACAGGCCCUCUUGGUUGCAGUAACUAUGACAACCUCGAUUCUGUCAGUUCCGUUUUGGUUCAGAGUCCCGAGAACAAGAUUCAUCUUCAAGGGCUUCAGGUCAUUCUCCCAGAGUACCUAAGGAGCCGCUUUGUGGAAGCAGCUCUUAGUUAUAUUGGCUGCCACUCAGAGGGCGAGUUUGUGUGCAGGGAUAACGACUGCUGGUGCAAAUGCACUGUUGAUUAUCCCCAGUGCAACUGUCCCAGUGAAGACCUGAAGGCUAUGCAGGAAAGCCUCAAACUCAUCAGACAAUCUUGGGUGCAAGCCAAUCAAGAGUUUGAAGAAUCUGAUGAGUUCCAAAAUUUUGUGAGGAGAUUACCAGCAUUCUAUGCUUUGAACACAUCUGCUGUGCUUUACUUCUGGAAGAUGGAUGCUGGCGUUCAGCAACGCUUUCAGCUCUUGGAAACUAGCACUCAACAGAUGCUCAGCAAAGCACAGAGGAUUGUCAGCAAACUCUUCAAACUCAGCAAAAGAUGUCGAACACAACCCAAAAUAUCCGUGCCCAGGCAGAGGCCUCUCAGCUAUUGGCUGAGGUAUGUCCUUUCCAUCAUGUAUUGCAGUGAGAACAAUCAGAUAGGCUCCUACAUGGAGGAAACACGGACCUGCUCCUGUCAUUACGAACACCCAACCUGUCAGGGCAUUAUCCCAUGCUCUGUCGGCGAUGGUCCUUACUGUGCCUCCUGUUCCUAUGAGAAUCGCUCCCGCUGUGCUAGCUGUAAUCCCGGCUUCAUGCUGAGCCAAGGGACUUGUAGAAACACCAUCCCAGAUUCUACUGACAACUACAUUGGUUUUGAAACAGACCUCCAAGACCUAGAGUUGCGCUACCUCCUGCAAAAGAAAGACGGGCGAAUUAGUAUUCAUGCCAUGUUCAUAAGCAAUGACGUCAGACUCAAUAACUGGUUUGAUCCCAGCUGGAGAAAGAGAAUGCUGUUGACACUCAAGAGCAACAAGUUUAAGUCUACCCAUGUUCACAUGCUCCUAGGGAUCUCCCUGCAGAUAUGCCUUACUAAGAACAGCACCCUGGAACCUGUGCUGUCCAUCUACAUCAACCCAUUUGGAGGUAGUCAUUCAGAGAGCUGGAUCAUGCCCAUUGACCAAAACAGUUACCCUGACUGGGAAAGGACCAAGUUAGACAUCCCGCUUGACUGUUAUAAUUGGACCCUGACUCUGGGUAACAAGUGGAAGACCUUUUUUGAGACUGUGCACAUUUACCUGAGGAGCCGUGUUAAAUCGGCUCAGGAGAAUGGCACUUCCCAUUUUGAGCCAUUGGAAUACAUGGACUCAUCUCGGAACCUCGGCUACAUGAAAAUCAACAGCAUGCAGGUGUUUGGUUACAGUAUGCACUUUGAUCCAGAUGCCAUCCAGGACUUGAUCCUGCAGCUGGACUAUCCAUACACGCAGGGCUCACAGGACUCGGCCUUGCUACAGCUGCUGGAAAUCAGAGACCGUGUGAACAGACUGUCUCCACCGGGCCAGCAGCCUUUGGAUCUGUUCUCUUGCUUAUUGCGCCACCGUCUCAAACUCUCGACCACUGAUGUGGUCCGCAUCCAGGCUGCUCUUCAGGCCUUCAGCGCCAAGCAGCCCAAUUCAAUGGAUUAUGAAACUACCAAACUAUGUAGCUAGUAAGGUACUUCAAGAUAGCAGUACAUUUGUAGCUGUUUCAUUAACUGUAGUUAAUGGCCUGGUAUUCUUUCUGAAAAAAAUAACAGACUGCUGCUUGGAUACAGUGUUGAUGGUCCAGGUUUGUUUUGCAACAGUUGAUGUUAGUUUGAAGCACUGAUGUAAUGAGCCAAUUCAGAAGAAGGGCCAAUACCAUGCCUUUUCUUUUCUUAACUACAGUGAGUUUUAUAAUGACUCACUAGCUUGAGGACCCUUCAUUUUUUAUUUCAUUUUCAUGUCACACUGCUGAAAUUAGAAUCAGCACCAGUCCUGAUUAACAAUGCAUUGAAAACAUGAACAUUGUCUGGAAAAAAGUUUCCUGUUCUAUUUUGGCGUGACUUUUAUUUUUCACCUCUUCAUUCUGUGCUGAGCUGAACAGAGGCAGUAAUUACGUGGUGAGCCAACCCUUGUUAGUGUAAUCAGGCAUCCCCACUGUGUCUGGGCAAAAUUCUGACAUGUUUAUUGUCAUUUCUUUUAUUAUAAUUUUUUAUGCCUGUCAACACUGUAACUAGAAAAUAUAAGUUUCCUAAUUAUCAAUAGAUAGUUUUGUUGAUUCUUAAAGGUAUUUUUAAUGUGUUUGUUGAAAUAUGAAUGUAGGAGGAAAUCACACACAACACACAAGGUCUUAUUAUAUAUUCUGUUCCAUGUACAUUUAUUUUUAUAAAACCUAUUAUUUGUGACAGGCUA